Leguminivora glycinivorella is the source of this 3108-nucleotide messenger RNA. RefSeq lists its product as uncharacterized. The transcript has 24 exons. Bases 76 to 3012 code for a protein of 978 amino acids. The record is from RefSeq and is a predicted model, not a curated record. Lineage: Eukaryota; Metazoa; Arthropoda; Insecta; Lepidoptera; Tortricidae. Gene Ontology annotation, biological process: negative regulation of cell population proliferation.
ACGGGAAGUAUUUCGAGAGAAAGAUCAGCUUCCACCGAUCCCGGAGAAGACCAGCGCUACUGAUGAUGAGAAACAAUGGGUAACAAGAGCCUCUGGGUCCAAAAUGUGCUAAACAGAAGUUCCACUGACGUCAUACACAAGGAUAAACCGGCGGACACAAGACUGCAUAAGCCACUGAAGACUAUUGGCCUUGACGAGCACUCCAGACAGACAUACAGCGUUGGCGAGCUUACAGUACGAAAAACACCAGCACCACUAGUUGAGAUAAUAAAACCAGUUCCCGAAUACGUGUUCUGUUUGCCAGAACAAAUUAGAUUCAUUAACUUCACUUUGGGACAUACUUAUACUCAACAUCUCAGAUUGAUCAACGUCUCAAAGUUCGAGGUUCGUCUGUCCGUGUCGCUGCCGAAGCGUAGCGAGCUCAAAGUGGAACUUUCCGGGCCUCGGGGUCUACGGCUCACUGCCGGCUCAGAAACGGAACUAUUGAUACAUUUCCACCCGAACGACGUACGCGCUUUUCAUGAUCAGUUGCGCAUACGCACCUCUUUGGGCAAAGGAUUGCUUGUACCUAUCGCUUGUUAUAUGGAGCCGCCUGAGCUGCACAUGUUCGUACAAAAAAUGAAUACACCAGCUUUCACAAGUACUGAUCUCAUGGCCUUCAAAAUGUCAGAAAAUAAAGGGAAUAUUGUAGAUUUGGGUGCCAAGUUAUUAGGAGACCAACAUUAUGCAUCAUUAGUACUCCAAUGUAACGCAGCACAUGCGUCAUUUUUUCUUCUUACUGAAGACGCGUGGAUUGAUCACGAUAUUCAGGCCCAUGAAAAGGAUUACGAUAUAAAUAGCGAAGACGAUCCUGACUGCGAGUACUAUGUGAACUUGGGGACCGCUUUCCCGAAUCGUUCUUUAUCCACUACAAUACAAAUAGUUAACCAUAGUCCCCUGUCAUACUCAUUUACCUGGAAAUUCAGACCUUGGGGUAUUUGCACAUGCUGGCAGGAGCACCUGGCUUCAAGAUCUGUAUUGGAGGAGCAAGAAGAAGCAAGCAUCCAGUUGUGCCCUGGAGCACAAGCUGCUAAGGGAGCGAAUCAGAAGCUAGAAGAGCCAGAAGAAAACACUCGUCGGGUAAGGCUGGAGCCGGACAGGGCCAGUGUGCUCGAGCGCAGCGCAUGCACUGUGCGAGUUCAUGUGCCCGACGUCGGCGCGGAGCUAGGGACACACCGCACUGUGCUGCAAUUAAUUUUGGAAAGCAUACCAAUAGAAAGCUUCAAGCAGGAAUACCAGCCGAAUGUCUUAUGCACGAGAGUAGCGGAUGACGUUGGACCCGAUGGAAAAGUUUGGUCGCGCGUAGUUUGCGAUAUCGUGCAAGCUGAUAUAGAAGUCUGGUGGCACGUAGUACCUGUUCGUUUCGUGAUCGACCCGCCCGUGCUGCCUAUCAUCCAUUCAAGAAGGGUUAAGGCUGUCCCAGUAUCGUUCUGCGCAACGCAAAUAUACGGAGUUGACGACAUUUCCACACUUUGGUACUCAACGCCCCCCAUGGUGCUGCCAUCUGGCUUGGAACUGUCUCCCUUACGUAGCAUUAGAGCUCAAAUGCUAUUGCCAUUACCGAUGCUGCCCAAUGAGUAUCCUGAAAAAGAUAUUAUUACAUUGAAGACAGCAACAGACGAGUGGUAUGUCAACUGUCACGUGACGCGAGCAUGCACGACGCGACACCCAGCUUUGGCUCCGGCGCGCCAUUGGCUCGGCGUUGUCGUGCCGGGAGCAAAGAUGCACACCAAAAUGGAGAUCUACAACAACACGCACCAGGAUAUCUGCUGGUGGGCAACUCCUUACCGCUGGACAGGCGAAAAUCCGCCAAACAAAGCAUGUGCACUGGAAGAGCGCACAUGCGAUGUGUGUCUCGAACGCGCUUGCACAUGCUCCCUCCUCAGACCUAGCAGGGGGAGUUUGGAUCAAGACAAGCGCUGCAGGAUAGAAUAUAACGUUUAUGCGCCUAUGACGGACUGCAUCGUGGCCACACUCGUGAAACUGAACCGUACAGCUCCCGACACGGCAAGAAUACCAAAUGCUCCGGCUUGUGAUGCCAGGGCUACAUUGUUGGCUUACAGAGUCGUUGCGCCUCGCUUGGUGCUAGAAGUAUUCCCUUGUGGUGGAGAUAAGAAAGGAGAUUGUCGAGCCUGCGACCUGGACAUGACCAAUAAGACUGGAGGCUGCGCCUUAUUGCGACCCAGCCGAGCAUUGACUCCUUGCUGCUGCUCCUGCUAUAAGCUGAGGAUAACUAAUACUACGCCUAUAGCCACUACUGUGCGUUGGGAAGCACCUCUGGGUGGAGAAGAAUUUCUCAAAGUCAAGUUUUUACCGAACGAUUUUGAGAUUGGAAGUUAUAACGACAAAGUUAUAUCGAUAAUUUUGGAGCCACGACGCGUGUGCAGGCGCAAAUUGUUCGUGUUCAGAGCGAAGGUAGCGCAUGCGUACAAACCGCUGUAUCUUCUCAUCGACACUGCUAUAGAUGGUGUUCGAAUAAUUUGCGAUGUGCCCGUGGGUGGAAGAGAGAAGCACGAUUCCGUUAUCAGUGUACGCGGGAUACAGAUGGAGAUAUACCCUUGGGACAACACUAGUAAACCAACUACACCAGCAGAGUGUUUUGAGGCCGAAGACCGAAAACGAGCCAUAGUCCAAGAAAACAUAUGCCAUUGCAAAUUCGAGUUGAAGUACAUUCCGCCGGUAAAACCUCUCCACCCGCCGUCGUCUGUUCCCUCGUCUACAGAAAUAUUGACUACACCUCCAUCGUUAACGAGAAUUUGCGAGUGCUUCGGAAAAACGAAACCUACAGUCCCGACUCACAAAGAACCGUGCUGCUUACAGUUCAGAAGCACUCCUAUAAAAACAGUGAAAUCUCGAAGGCUGACGCUUCGCAACGAUGGCAAGGUGACAGCACGCUGGCGGAUGGUGGUUCGACGCUGGCCGCGUCAGAAUAAUCCGAGCUGCGACUAUAGACUCGCUGACUUUUGGAGGUGAUCGCUGGGAGAGUGAAGUGCGUCCACCGGGCGUUGCGAUUCAGUGUACCCCUGAUAAAGGACUUUGCAUGGUCGGCCAGACUGUGGAAAUACUUGU